Molecule: messenger RNA, 2365 nt
Organism: Egretta garzetta (little egret)
Lineage: Eukaryota; Metazoa; Chordata; Aves; Pelecaniformes; Ardeidae
Product: steroid 17-alpha-hydroxylase/17,20 lyase
Exons: 7
Coding region: 420-2048 (542 amino acids)
Biological process (GO): progesterone metabolic process; hormone biosynthetic process
Molecular function (GO): iron ion binding; steroid 17-alpha-monooxygenase activity; heme binding
Source: RefSeq, a predicted model, not a curated record
GCUGCCCAGCGCUGCCCAGAGCCCCAGCCCUGUGGUGCCCAUCGCCUCCUGGGCACGUCGAGGGACUCCCGGUUGGGGACAGACCCCAAUGCCCCACCAGUCCCCAGCUGCACUCAUGGCACCCGGGGUCACCCCAAGGGAUCAGCCAUCUCUGCACGCGUCACCCGCUGCAGGGCCGUGGGGACAGAGCCCCAGGGAAGGACCUGGCCCUGGGCAUCCCCCGGCUCCCGUGGCCAUGGCCGCACUGCCUUCGCUCCCCGACGGGUGCCCAGCUGCAGAGUUGGCCACGAGCCCGGCGCCCGGUUCCCCCCCUCCCUGUCCCCCAGUAAGGAGGCAAGCCCUCCUUGGGGUCAAGGCAAUGACCCCGCAGCUGGUAUAAAGGCCCCCCGCGCUGCCGCAGCCCCGCAGCCGGCCCCACCAUGCCGCUGCUGGGCACCCUGCUGCUGGCCCUGGCCCUGCUCUGCGCCUGGGGGCUGGUGCGCCGGCGAGCCACCACGGGGACGGGUUCAGGGCGGCUGCGGAGCCUGCCGGCCCUGCCGCUGGUGGGGAGCCUGCUGCAGCUGGCCGGGCACCCCCAGCUCCACCUGCGGCUCUGGCGCCUGCAGGGCCGCUACGGCAGCCUCUACGCCCUCUGGAUGGGCCCCCACUACGUGGUGGUGGUCAACAGCUACCGGCACGCCAAGGAGGUGCUGCUGAAGAAGGGGAAGGCUUUCGCCGGACGGCCUCGCACCGUGACCACGGACCUGCUGUCCCGGGGGGGCAAGGACAUCGCCUUCGCCAGCUACGGCCCCCUCUGGAAGAUCCAGCGCAAGCUGGUGCACUCCGCCCUCUCCAUGUUCGGGGAGGGCUCGCUCGCCCUCGAGAGGAUCAUCUGCCGGGAGGCUGCGUCCUUGUGCGAGACGCUCAUCACUGCGCAAGAUACGGCCCUGGAUGUGGCCCCCGAGUUCACACGGGCCGUCACCAACGUGGUCUGCUCCCUUUGCUUCAACUCCUCGUACCGGCGCGGGGACCCCGAGUUCGAGGCCGUGCUGGAGUACAGCCAGGGUAUCGUGGACACCGUGGCCAAGGAGAGCUUAGUGGACAUCUUCCCCUGGCUCCAGAUCUUCCCCAAUAAGGACCUGGCCCUGCUGAAGAGAUGCCUCAAGGUCCGGGACCAGCUGCUCCAGCAGAAGUUCACCGAACACAAGGUGCCAACGGGGCCAGGACAGGGAGAUACUCGGGAGCUGCAGGGUGCUGGAGCUGGGGUGGAGGGGACUGUGCCCGGGACAGCCUGGCUCACGUGUGUCCCCUGGCAGGAAGCCUUCCACGGGGACGCUGUCAGGGAUCUCAUGGAUGCCCUCCUGCAAGUGAGGCUCAGUGCCGAGAACAGCAGCCCCCCAGCGCCAGGGCUGGAGCUGACUGACGACCACCUCCUCAUGACGGUGGGGGACAUCUUUGGGGCUGGUGUGGAGACCACCACAACUGUGCUCAAAUGGGCUGUGCUCUACCUGCUCCACUAUCCUGAGGUCCAGAAGAAGAUCCAGGAGGAGAUGGACCAGAAAAUCGGGCUGGCACGUCACCCCCACCUCAGCGACCGCCCACUGCUGCCCUACCUGGAGGCCACCAUCAGCGAAGUGCUGCGCAUCCGUCCCGUGUCCCCCCUGCUCAUCCCACACGUGUCCCUUGCUGACACCAGCAUCGGGGAAUACUUCAUCCCCAAGGGUGCCAGGGUCAUCGUCAACCUCUGGUCCGUGCACCACGAUGAGAAGGAGUGGGAGAAGCCCGAGGAGUUCAACCCUGGACGCUUCCUGGAUGAGCAGGGCCAGCACAUCCACUCGCCCUCGCCCAGCUACCUGCCCUUUGGGGCCGGGAUCCGCGUCUGCCUGGGUGAAAUCCUGGCCAAAAUGGAGCUAUUCCUCUUCUUGUCCUGGGUGCUGCAGAGGUUCACAUUCGAGUGUCCCCAGGACCAGCCCCUGCCCUCGCUGGAGGGCAAGUUUGGUGUCGUGCUGCAGGUGCAGAAGUUUCGGGUGAAGGCCAGGCUGCGGGACACCUGGCGAGCAGUCUUGUGAUGGGGAUGAGCCCUGGGUCCUGGGCAGUGGUGGGGUGGGAGGGGAUGGGGCGGGACCAUAGAGGCUAUGCCCUGCCUGCCCUGUGGGUGCGGGGUUGUCCGGAUAAAGCUGUUCCCAAUGCAGCAUGACUCCGGCUAUUUUUUGGGCAGGCGAUGGAGGGCAAGGGAGGUGGGAGGGUGCUUGAGAUGUAUGAUGGCCCCACAAUUUUGUGUGAGCACUGGGCUGAGCUGGGAGGCCAUAGCCCCUCUGCGGGGCUGCUCACAUGAACAGCCCCUUUGCCCCUCCAGGAAUGUGGGGUGGGGGGCCCGUCCAGAGGC